GCCAGUCUGAAAGAUUAUUUUGAGAAGGGCUACAAGGAAGGCCUUGUUUUCGAUCACAAAGAGUACCGGCAUGAUGCGAAAGACUGGUGCUGGGUCCACACAGAACUGGGCGUGAAGGUCUGGCAGGAUGCCCUUGACCUGACUCAAGCCAGCGAUGCCAGCGAUGUGCAAUGUUUAUUCCACUAUACCAAUGAGUUUGGCUUUAGAAAUAUUACGGAUUUGAGGAAGACAGCGGUGGAACUGUUCGCUUCUUUGGUAACUUCGGGUGAGAAGGCCAACGCCUGGUGGGGUAAAGGAGUUUAUUCCGUCAAGAAGCCCCCAGAUGAGUGGGAGAACAUGGACGCAAUCAUUGAGAACAAUUACCUCAACAUGAAAAACAGAGACAUCGAGGAAGCGGAGAAGAAAGGUCCUGAGGCAGUGGCAGCCGUGGAGGAGUCGUACAGAUCCAAAGUGGCCUUUUGCAUCCCAAUUCUGGUUGAUUCAUCCAUCGCCUACGAUGUGUCCAAGAGACCAACGCCUGAAAUGGUUGAGCAGGGGAAGCCCGUUGGUGUGAAUUUAAAUGGAAAGCUGCUCAACGGUCGACAGUGUAUCGUCAUCCGAGUAGAAACAGAGAAGCGCGUUAGCAACGCCACCGCAGUUCUGGUGAAGUUGA
Messenger RNA from Durusdinium trenchii, 652 nucleotides. The record is from the annotation of a GenBank genome assembly. NCBI's taxonomy places the organism in Eukaryota, Dinophyceae, Suessiales, Symbiodiniaceae.